Molecule: messenger RNA, 804 nt
Organism: Phytophthora sojae
Lineage: Eukaryota; Oomycota; Peronosporomycetes; Peronosporales; Peronosporaceae
Exons: 2
Coding region: 1-804 (267 amino acids)
Source: RefSeq, a predicted model, not a curated record
AUGGUGCCGCGACCCGGGAGUACUACUUCGAAUGACGGGCUAACGAUCCAAGAGGCAUCGGAGGCAGGUGCGCGGUCGGCUGGAAGGUCGCCGACUGCAGGAGAGCACAGUGAGAGACCUGUCGCGUCGUGGAGCUCUGAGGGAACCUUCACGACAGGCCACGGGGCCAGCGACGACCAGGAGGGCUAUGAAGAACAGUUUGCCGUUCUCGAUGCGGCUCCCUCGUCGGGAGCCGCGAGGGGCCGCGACGCAAGUCGCGGUCCUACCGGUCGUACGUACGUCGCCCUGUUUGUCCAAGACGGGGCGCUGGUCGACUCGUCAGAUGAUUACGCGUCGAGUUGGACUCUGUCGCUGUGUCUCGCGGCCCAUCACCCGCGUCGACUUUCCGUCGACCUCUGCCGCGCGUCGCCCCCAUCAAUCGCGUCGCGUUUCAUCAACUGCGUCGAGUUCAUCAUCCGCAUCCAUCAGCAUUCGUCUCGGCGCCUUCUUUCACCGACGCCGACGUGCCCGCUUCCUCGCUGGGUACUACACCACAUCCGUCCCGCUGCCACGCACGCGCACUCCCCAGGUGGGUGUGUCGUUGCAGAACCUGCCCCGCGUGUUGGCCGCAUCUCGAUUCGUCGAAUUCUUUGUCGUCUCCGUCCGCUUCGUUGCCAUUCAAGCAUCAUGGUUCGCGCUGAGGACUUCUGCGUCGAGGAGAGCGGGCCCGACACGGGCAACCUCGAGGCUGCGCUGACAUCGUCGUCUAUGCAAGCAGUGCACAUCGGUCUCGCCUCCCUGAUCCGUCCGAUCAGCUCGCGGUAG